AUGUCCGGGGGCUUUGAGCUGCAGCCGCGGGACGGCGGCCCCCGGGUGGCCCUGGCGCCCGGGGAGACGGUGAUCGGCCGCGGGCCGCUGCUGGGAAUUACAGACAAAAGAGUGUCCAGAAGACAUGCGAUUCUUGAGGUGGUGGGUGGUCAGCUUCGAAUCAAACCGAUACACACAAGUCCAUGUUUUUAUCAGUCUUCUGAGAAAAGUCAGUUCUUACCAUUGAAGACAAAUCUAUGGCACUGGUUGAACCCUGGAGAUAGUUUUUCUUUGUUUGUUGACAAAUACAUUUUCCGUGUUUUCUCUACGUAUUCUGAAACAGAAUUGGAAUGUACUUUAAGAAAUAGUCAAAUGCUUGAUGAAGAUGAUAUAGUGAAUGAAACACCAGAAUUAUCCUUGGUUAAUUUGCCUGAUGAGACAACUGGUGCCCCACAGCUGGAAGGAAGCACAGAAUUAGCGACAACCCAGACUUCUUCCACAAAUAGUGUGUCUUCCGCAGGUGAAAGUUCAGACAUCAGUAAGCAGCAGUCCAACCCUGCCCAGAGGAAGAGAAUCCUUCCAGCGUGGAUGUUAACAGAUCUGGGUGACCAAAACCUCCCAGCACCAGUUGUUACCAGUGGAGAUAAUGUAAACUGGAAAAGUGGAAGAGAAGGUGUCUGCAAAAACAAAACCCAAGAAAACAUAACACAGCAAGGAAGAAAGAGAUUGAUUUUACCAGGAAGCUCAGAAAGUACAUCAGCAGAGCAAGACUCAGGAAAAAAAUGCAGAAAUGCUGAUCAGGAAGAGUCUGUCAUUUCAUCCAAGGAAAUGCCACAAUCAGUUUCUGCAAUCAUAUUAAGUAACACAGAUGUGAAUAAUAAGAAGACUAAUGUACUGAGAAAUGAAAUCCCAACAGAGGAAGUUGGUAAGGUUUCUGAAGAUGAAAUCAUCACCAAAGGAACACGAAAUAAAGAAGAGACAGUGAUCUAUUCUGAGAGUUGUUCGAGUGCCCAAGGCAAAUCUUCCCAUGGGGAGUCUCAAGGAUCUUGUCCUGGGCCUAGCUCUGAUCCCUCCAACCCUGCAACUCUGCAUGCAAAAGCAGCCGAUCCAGUUCUACAAGGUUCUGAAGAAAACGAGGUCAAGAGAACAUCCUGCAUGUAUGGAGCAAACUGCUACAGGAAGAAUCCUGUCCAUUUCCAACAUUUCAGCCACCCUGGUGAUAGUGAUUAUGGUGGUGUACAAGUCAUGUGUCAAGAUCUAGCUGAUGACCGGCCUGAAUGCCCUUUUGGAGAAUCUUGUUAUAGGAAGAAUCCUCAGCACAAGGUAGAAUAUAAACAUAGUACACUUUCAAUCCGAAACAAUGUGGAUGACGAUGAAGGGCAACCCAAUGAGUACGACCUGAAUGACAGCUUUAUAGAUGAUGAAGAGGAAGAGUAUGAGCCCACAGAUGAAGAUUCUGACUGGGAACCUGGAAAGGAGGAUGAAGAGAAGGAAGAUAUGGAAGAGCUUUUGAAAGAAGCAAAAAAAUUUAUGAAAAGAAAAAAGUAA
Molecule: messenger RNA, 1527 nt
Organism: Pipistrellus nathusii (Nathusius's pipistrelle)
Lineage: Eukaryota; Metazoa; Chordata; Mammalia; Chiroptera; Vespertilionidae
Source: the annotation of a GenBank genome assembly